UUAUGCAGAAACCGAGGUCGUUUAGUUGCUCCUAGCUGGCCUGGCAAUGGCACCAAGCUUUCUAAACUGGAAGUUAGAAUGAAAGUCGCAUCUUUCUAUUCUCUCUCAGCACGUAACUGGCCAACUAACUAACUGCUCAGCAACAUCCGAUCAAUGUCGCGCCACUUUCAAUUUUGCCCUAAACUUUUCCCAUCCCUCUCCUAAAUCUUCAAAAUAAAAUAAAAUAAAUCAUUUAACGGUACAGUAAAUUGUAAUAAUUUAAUCGAAAAGACCGCAUCUCGUCAACCGCCAAAAAAAAAGCCAUGCUCGGUGUUGGAGAAGAAACGCCUUCCAGGUUUGAUUUACUUAGCAUGGUUAAAAAGCACUCGAAUUUAUUGGGGAAAACGGUGGUGGAAGAGGAAGAUGCUUCCGACGUUGAAAUGGACGGUCAAUUUUGGCACGACGUCUUCGAUCUGUAUUUCGUUCGGGGAAAGGAAUCAAAACGACGCCAAGACGACGAUCUCUUAUUUUUCGUGAGAAAAUGGAGGGAACAUGGUUUUAAUGAUAAGAACGGCGUUGCUCCUUACUUUGUACGCAGGUGGGCACUUGAGUUGGAUAAGUUGGUUGGUGAGAGUUUCUCAGAGGUGGAUUGGAGGCGCUCGUUUUACUUGAACAUGAUUGCCCAUACUUCGUACUCUGUAACAGUAGCGAUUUGCAGUCAGCAAGUCCUUAGAAAUCGUCAAGUGGGGCAAGAUACACCAUUGUCUUCUAUAUACAAGAUUGUGAAGACUGUUUAUGCAUCUCCCAGCCGAGUAAAUUUUCAUUUGGACUCAAAAAAGGAAGUAGAGACAACACCUGCCUAUCCAGACAUCUGUUUCGCCAUAGAUGAUUUUGACUCCACUUUUGAUGCAGUGGUCUUGACAGAUACAGAUCUUUGCUACUGCGUGCUGCUUAAUGCACUUGAUGGCGCAGGAUUUCCUAGUGAAACAGAUACAAAUGAUAGCUGUUCCAGUAACAAAUUACCAUUGGGAGUAGAUACUAAUUCUAUGAGGACAAAAAAUUGUAAGCUAACUCUUUUUUCUGGAUUUGUCAGCUAUCAAAUGGUUCGGGAUGCAUAUGAUGAUGGGCAUUCCCGAUUUGGAAGUCUUCUGUCAGUUGGUCAUUCCUCUGGGAAAACAGACAGACUUUACAUGAAAGGUCCUGGAGGACGUGGGGAAGUUGAAGUUGCUGUUUCAGGUGUUACAGACCAAAGCAAGCAAUAUUCUGGCCCUUUUUCACCAAUUAAGUCAAAAAGGGGUUUAAGACUUGGCUCAAUGUUUCGUAAAGCAGCUUCUGUUGUAUCUUUGGCAGCAAAGCAUGCUUAUGCGGCUGCUGCAGCUACUUCAACUUCUGAUGAAGAGAUGAUACCUCUUAAAUGCUGCUUAAUGUCUAUAACAUUGCCCUGGGAACACAUUGCUCAUGAUCUUUUGUUCAAGAGAAGUCCUCCGGUGAACUUGUAAAUGUCUUGUUGCCAAAAUUUGUGAAAUAUACGAGGUAUACAAGUAUACGCAACCUGCAGAAGGGGAAAAAAGCAUUAGAGAAGUGCACAUGCAAAAGAAGUCUGAAAAUUUCCACCCUCUGGAGCAUGAACAGUGCUAAUCUAUUCCCCACAUAAAUUGGUGUGGGGUUGAGUGUUCUAAGGCUGUAUUAUGACAAUUGUACAUUAUUAAUAGUUCAUUAUGUUUCUUCAUUGUAUAAGAUUCUUAAGCAUUCCUAAUGAAUUCUAAUGUUCUACGUGUGCUUUCUA
This is a messenger RNA of Gossypium raimondii (Peruvian cotton), 1765 nucleotides long. RefSeq lists its product as uncharacterized. The transcript has 12 exons. NCBI's taxonomy places the organism in Eukaryota, Viridiplantae, Streptophyta, Magnoliopsida, Malvales, Malvaceae. The record is from RefSeq and is a predicted model, not a curated record. The coding region runs from base 303 to 1478 and encodes 391 amino acids.